AGCAUGCACUGCUGGAAGAGGAAUGGAACAGGUGGCCCCUACUCAGUGCCAGCACUCACCUGGGGACUUAGAAGAGGAGGAUGGAGAAUAUCCCACCUGGGUGGUCAGCACACUCACUACAAUCCUCAUCGUGACCAUCACCGGUGACAUCUUCGGGAACCUACUGGUCAUUACAUCUGUCGUCAGGAACAAGAAUCUCCGAAAAGCAGGAAACGCUUUUGUGGUCAGCCUGGCAGUGGCGGAUCUACUGGUGGCAUGCUACCCUUACCCAUUGGUUCUUCUUGCAAUUUUUAACCGUGGCUGGAGAAUGGGACACACUCAUUGCCUGCUGAGUGGCUUCUUGAUGGGACUUAGUGUUAUAAGCUCAGUCUUCAAUAUUACAGGCAUUGCUGUCAAUCGAUACUUCUACAUUUGUCACCACAGCUGCUACUCCCACCUGUUCUCCAACUUCAGCACCAUGUUGUAUGUGGGACUAGUGUGGACCUUGGCAUUCGCAGCCAUUUUACCAAACCUAUUUGUGGGAUCCUUGCAGUAUGACCCAAGAGUCUUCUCCUGUACUUUUUCUCAGUCAGUCAGCCCAUUGUAUACUAUUGUAAUUGUGAUUCUACAUUUCUUUUUACCAAUUGGCGUGGUGAGUUUCUGCUACCUUCAGAUCUGGAUAUUGGUUCUCAACAGCCGACAUCGAGUGAGACCGGCAAGACAGGUCCACGUCCAGACAUGGCCAAACAAUAUGCACAGUUUUAUUACCAUGUUCAUAGUUUUUGUGCUCUUUGCUGUAUGCUGGGGACCCCUGAAUAUCAUCGGACUCUUGGUGGGCUUGAACCCACAACUAGGAGAGUCUAUCCCACACUGGCUUUUUGUCGCCAGCUAUUUCAUGGCUUAUUUCAAUAGUUGCCUCAAUGCUGUAGUUUAUGGAGCUCUGAAUAAGAAUUUCCGAAGGGAAUACAGAAGUAUCCUGCUAAACAUUUUCCAGUUGGCUUAAAGCUGAAUAUUUAUUAUUUUAUGCAAUUUCCUAUUUUACUGCAAAACAUAAAUAAAUAAA
Molecule: messenger RNA, 1042 nt
Organism: Hyla sarda
Lineage: Eukaryota; Metazoa; Chordata; Amphibia; Anura; Hylidae
Product: melatonin receptor type 1A-like
Exons: 2
Coding region: 23-982 (319 amino acids)
Biological process (GO): G protein-coupled receptor signaling pathway
Cellular component (GO): membrane
Molecular function (GO): melatonin receptor activity
Source: RefSeq, a predicted model, not a curated record